Molecule: messenger RNA, 1115 nt
Organism: Trametes versicolor FP-101664 SS1
Lineage: Eukaryota; Fungi; Basidiomycota; Agaricomycetes; Polyporales; Polyporaceae
Product: TPR-like protein
Exons: 4
Molecular function (GO): metal ion binding; protein binding
Source: RefSeq, a predicted model, not a curated record
CUGCGAUUAUGAACUCGUCAUCCGGCGCUCUCUCUGGCGCAGCCUCGGGCUCCUCUAGCGGCCCUGCGGCCGUUCCAACCACUGCGCCUGUAUCCACAUCCACACCCUCGUUUGUGCCCCGAACCCCCGCCCGUCCACGCGAAGCCGAAGCCAUCGCGCGUGCAGCCCAACGCGCCAAAGUCCGCGAGGAGAAGAUCAAGCGCGCAGACGUGCUCAAGGAGGAGGGAAACGCGCUCUUUCGCCAAGGGCAGAAAGAACAAUGGGUGCAGGCGGCAGAGAAGUACCGCGCGGCGGCGCGUAUCGCCGGCCCGCAGCCCGUGUACAUGGCCAACCUCGCUGCUGCGCUCCUCAAAUUGCAGCGAUGGAUACCCGCGGAAAGCGCCGCGUCACGCGCGUUGAUGCGCGAGCCCGACCACGCCAAGGCGCUGUUCCGCAGGGCGCAGGCGAGGAAGGAGAUGGGCAUGUACGCAGGGGCCGAGGCUGACCUCCGGCGGGUUCUCGCCCAAGACAGUACGAAUAUCGCAGCCCUCGCCGAGAUGGAGUCGGUCCGCGCGCUGAAGCGCAUGGCGCACGCCGAGGACAUGUCCGACGACGAGGACGACCUACCCGGAGAUGUGUUUGACCCCGUGGAGGAGUCUGACUCGGAAGACUACACGCACAAGGGGAACGGCACCCCGUGCCGCUUCUACAACCGCCACGGGUGCACGCAGGGCGCACGCUGUCGCUUCAGCCACGCGCCAGACCAGAAGAGCGUGCGAGACGAGCUAGGACGAAAUGUGUGCGUAUACUGGCUGCUGGACGAGUGUCGUUUCAACGACGCCAAGUGCCAGUACGCGCACGACCGCACGUACCUCCCCGCGCGCGGGUGGUGGACGGACGAGGGGCGGAACAGGGAGAUGCGCGAGCUGGCGGACAGGACGUUCGACGUCGUGCCGCGCCGCUACUUGCCCCAAGCGUUCCUCGCGGAGGCCGCGAAGCCGCAGUGGCGGCAGGAGCUGUGGGCGACUGCUACGUACAUGGAUGCGUCGGAUAUCCCUGGUGCGAGCACGGGUGCAGCUGCGACUGCGACUGCGGCUCCAAACGCGAGCGCGGGCGGGAUGAAGAAGAAUAAGAAG